This is a messenger RNA of Nasonia vitripennis (jewel wasp), 2657 nucleotides long. RefSeq names its product low molecular weight phosphotyrosine protein phosphatase-like. Bases 1446 to 2060 code for a protein of 204 amino acids. The transcript has 6 exons. Gene Ontology annotation, biological process: protein dephosphorylation. Gene Ontology annotation, cellular component: cytoplasm. Gene Ontology annotation, molecular function: non-membrane spanning protein tyrosine phosphatase activity; acid phosphatase activity. Lineage: Eukaryota; Metazoa; Arthropoda; Insecta; Hymenoptera; Pteromalidae. The record is from RefSeq and is a predicted model, not a curated record.
GUGUUAGUUUUGCGCAGUGGUCAAAAACAUGUCGAAGAAGAAAAACGUUUUAAUGGUUUGUUUUGGCAAGUAGUGGUUUUUUUUAAUGCAAUAUUUUCAAAGCUCAUUAUCUUUGAGUUCUAAAUGUAUAUAUUGAUUAAAUGAACGAUGUUAAUGUGCCUUUGUCAAUAGCCAAUUUUAUCGCUCAGCAUAUAAUUCAUGUUUUAAUUAGUCGAGUCACUUAUAUAAGGAAACACUUGUCGCUCUCCUAUAGCUGAAGCAGUUUUUCGUAAAUUCAUCGAGAAACAUAACAUGAGUGACGAGUGGGAAGUUGACAGUGCUGCAUUAUUCGGAUACCACGAAGGAAAGGGUAUCAAUGCAAAAUCUUUGGAAGUCCUUGAAAAAAAUGGUAUCACCGAUUAUAAUCAUAUUGCACGAACGAUAAAUAAGGAAGACUUUGAAAAUUUCGACUGGAUUUUCGGAAUGGACUACUACAAUAUUGGGCACCUAGGUCGCAUACAGCCACAAGGAACCAAGGCAAAAGUUGAGCUUUUAGGUCUUUACGAUCCUGAGGGAGAAAUCGUUAUCGAAGAUCCAUAUUUCGAUAAUGAUAUUAGUCGGUUUGAAAAGGCUUACGAACAGUGUUCGAGAUGCAUUCCAGUAUUUAUUCAACGUCAAGAUACAUCGUAACUUUCAUUUGAUUACAUGUGCAUUUUCAACUCGAAAAUAACAUAUAUUUUCAUUCGGGAAAAUUGCUCACUGGUUUCACCUAUUGCUAAAACCGAUAAAUGUGUUAGGGAAUAUUUUAUCUGACGUUCGUGUAUUAUUUACAAAGGUCUUAUCCAUAACUGCAAAGCUGCUGACGUUAUUACUAUCAGAUUUCCGAAUCUUUUUUUUCUCACUCAUUAAUGAUCUCGGAGUUUUCCUUCGUAACCUGUUAAGUGUUAUCUUUUUAUCUCAUAUGAGGUUUUAUGAAAAAUUGAUCAUGUAUGUAUGUAUAUUUGCUCAUGUGAUAAACUAUGUUUCGUACUUUUAAGCUACCUUUUAAGGAAAGUCGUUGUUUUAACCAAAAAAUAGUUCUAUAAAGCGAUUUUAUAUUUGUAUAAAGCUUGUUUUUAUUCGUUUGCUAUUUUAUCAAUUUGAAUUUGGCGCGCGCACGCACAAACUGAUGAAAGAACAUAAUUACUAUAUAUAACAACAGCUCGCAGUGGUUUUUGCAUUCUCAAGUUGUAACACUGACGCGAAAUCACUAUAAUACGCUAGAAGCAGUAAAGUUUCGGUUUCCCGGGGCACCUAUAAGUAUUUCCAGACGUGAGAUAACUACCUAUAUAUAUAGAUAAGCCCAUCAUGAGUAAUAACAAAUACGUUUCAAAGAUGGUGCGGACAAUGCUGUUCAAACGUCAAAUCGCAUUGUGAUAUCAAUCUUAAAAGUUAAAGAGUAACGAAGUAUCGAUGUACAGAAAAAAAUGACUCGCUCAAGAAUCCAGAGGAUCAAGUUUUUCGUUUUCCUACUGAUAUUCCUGCUAUCUCAGUUGGCGAGUUGCGACGGGAAUUUCCGAGAAAGACGUCAAGCCGCUGAGCCUGUGCCUUUAGAUAAUAAAAGUGGAAGCAAGGAAACCGCUGGUAAACCCGCUGCGGCAGAGAGAAAGGAUGUGGUCAAGGAGUUGCCUGCACAAAGUAGCGCAAAAAAUGCAUCUGCCCCGAUUGACGACGUUAAAAAAGCAGGGGUUGACAUAACCUCGAAAGCGGCUCCUGGAGCCGCUUCGACUACUGCAAAGUCUGCAUCCUCGACAAUUCCGUCAACCAAUGGGAUGGAUUUAUCUUCUAUGAAUUCUGGAGCAUUAAUGAGGGGUGUUUUUGUUAUACUCGGCCUUAGUGUGCUUGUUAUGGCAUAUAUGGUGUUCCGUAGUUUUAGGUUAAAUAAGUCACGUGCUCAAAUGGUUAGGAAGUAUGGUGUUCUUGCGCAUAGGCAAGAUGUUGAGAUGAGGCCACUACCAUUGGAUGAGGAUGAUGAGGAUGACACAACAGUUUUUGAUGCAAGUAACAUCUCUUCGCACAGAUUGCAGUCUCAAGAUUCAUAAGUAAAGGUUUAUUUUUUAUACUUUGUAAAGGCAGGUUACACUUAUAGUUAAUUAGUGAAACUUGAGGAUGACAUUCUAAACAAAAAACGAAUUGUGAGACUGAAUUUAUAAAAGUGGAGAAAAGUUAAAAACCCCUCUAAAGCUUUUUCUAGGUGUGAAAAAAAGAUUAAAAAUAGUUUAUCGAUGAUGUGAUACAAUUUUUAAGAUCAUGUUUUGUGAAAAUGCUUCUUGCUCAAAAUUGCAGUGUCAUGUCAUGUUUAUUCAUAUACAUUGACUCUGCAGUUUCCUCUUUCUGAACUACAUGUGAUACAUAGGUAUAUACAUAUAUAUAUAUAUAAAUAUACAUAUAUUGAUAUGAAAAGUUGCUAUGGCAUUUACUAAUGAAUAUGCAAUAGCCGCAAAAAAGUCAUCAAAUGAGUAACUAAUGAAAAAUGCUGUUAAACUAAAAUACUACAGAUUAUGUAUAUUUUAUUUAAUUCUAAUGUAAUAAAGAUAAAAAUAUCUCUACAGAAAAUAUUGAACUCUUUAUUGUCGGUUGCAGUGACUCAUAUAAGAGUGUGUUUUAAAAUGCGUAAAUACAUAUCUUCGAUAAAUGCA